Penicillium nucicola is the source of this 1122-nucleotide messenger RNA. Its product is annotated as alpha-hydroxy acid oxidase. The record is from RefSeq and is a predicted model, not a curated record. NCBI's taxonomy places the organism in Eukaryota, Fungi, Ascomycota, Eurotiomycetes, Eurotiales, Aspergillaceae. Gene Ontology annotation, molecular function: oxidoreductase activity; FMN binding. The transcript has 9 exons. The coding region runs from base 1 to 1122 and encodes 373 amino acids.
AUGGCUCACCGUGGAGAAACCUUUCAUAAAGAUGUAUGCUGCAUUGCUGAUCUGAAGAGGCUGGGGAGUGCUCGGCUGGCCCCGAUGGUUAGAGACUAUUAUAAUGAAGGAGCUAUGGAUUUGAUCACUCUGAACGAGAACGAAACCGCCUAUGAUCGAUACAAAAUCCGUCCCCGAAUUCUAAAGAACGUCGACAAGAUCGACACAAGUACAGAAAUUUUGGAUACCAAGGUCGCCCUCCCAUUCGGUUUUAGUCCCGCCGCAUCAAUGAAACUGGCCCACCCAGAUGGCGAACUGGCAACCUCGCGCGCAGCCGCGAAAUACGGUCUUGCAAUGGGCCUAUCAUCAUAUUCAAACUAUCCACUAGAAGAUGUUGCUGCGCAGGGAACGGGGAAUCCGUAUGCGAUGCAGAUGUGUGUGCUUCGGGAUCGGGCACUUACAAUUCAGCUUUUGGAGCGAGCUGAGAAGGCCGGAUACAAGGCACUCUUCUUAUCGGUUGAUGUGCCCGUGCUAGGAAAACGGUUGAAUGAAUACCGCCAUGAGUAUCGCAUUCCGGAGGAUAUGUCUUGGCCAAACAUUCUGAGUCAUGGAGGCGAUACCUCUGAUCGCACUGAUUAUGGUAUGUUUGAUGCGACGGAUGAAGAGGUUCUGGACUGGGAGAGCACAAUUCCUUGGUUGAGAGAGCAUACCUCUCUGAAGAUCUGGCUCAAGGGUGUAACCUCCCCCGAGGACGUGGAGCUUGCGAUCAAAUAUGGUGUCAACGGCGUUGUCGUCUCAAACCACGGAGGCCGUCAAUUAGAUGGCAUGCCUUCGACAUUGGAUGCCCUCCGCUCCUGCGCACCCGUAGCCAAAGGCCGGAUUUCCAUUGCAGUUGACGGUGGAAUUCGCCGAGGCUCAGAUAUCUUCAAAGCUCUAGCUCUUGGAGCAGACUUCUGUUUUAUGGGAAGAAUUCCCUUCUGGGGCUUGGCCUACAACGGGCAAGAAGGAGUGGAACUAGCGAUCAGAAUAUUGCGCCAAGAGUUGCGUAUUACCAUGGCACUAGCUGGGUGCCGAACGAUCGCGGAAAUCCAGAAAAGCUAUCUUUCGGUUUUACAGCCUGACGGGAUCCUCUCGAAGCUCUAG